CGCUAUGACUAGUUUAGCGGCGACAACUCCUGCUUCCAGAUCCUUGUUGGGUCCAGUGGGGGAGAUCACAGAAUGCAGGGCAUCGCCGGAAGGAGUCACUGACCUGUGGGCCUCUAGUGGACUGUACUUGAAGCCAGUGGCCAAAGUCAGUAUCACAGUCUCCAUUCCCUUCGUCAAAGGGAAGGAGGGGUCGAGGGUGGUCUCAAACAGCGAAGUGAUGAUGAACAUCAAGAAACUGGUCACGCCUCGAGAGUUCAAGAACUUGAAGAUCCUGAAAGAGACAAACACGUUUUUGAGAUACCUGGGAGAGAUUGAGGAGAAGAAAGACUUGGCCAUUUUCGUUUCCAAACUUAACGGUAGUUUCAUUCAGUUGAAAAGUUUCGGAAGCGACGCAGUCUUCAAGCUUAACGCUGCAGAAUAUGACAUAGUAGUUCCGAAGCAAAACGACUGGGUUUCCCACUUCUCAAAAAUGAUUGGCAGCAACGAAGAUAAACCGGGGCUACGACCGGACACUAUCUUUCUUACCGGGAUACCCUGUGCCUGGUUCUCCAACUAUCAUCGCGAUAAGCUCCGAGCAAUCAAAGAGUUCGAACGCAAGCGUGAGAAAGUGAGAAAGAAACGGAUGAUGAGGAACCGACGUCGUCAGAGGGGAUCCCAUGUGAGCUCAUCGGACCAAUCAGAGGGAAACUUUGCCUCGUCAUCUACUGAUUCCGACGAGGAGGAAGCAAUGAAAAAACGAGAACAACAGAAAAAGAUUUUGCUGCAGUUUCAAUCAGGAGAAUAUAAAAACACAGAAGAAGGCAAAGAUUUUCUUCACACCAAAUACGAAGUGCAUAAGAUAUACCGUGUGGACAAAUCAAAAAGCGAGUCCAAGUCCAAAAGGAAAAAGAGACGACGUAAAUCGCAGUCGGGAUCCGGAUCCAGGAGUGGCAGUGAGAGUCGGUCGUCUUCGGGUUCCAGGUCUAGAUCUUCUGGCAGUGGAAGUCGUUCAGGUUCCUCGUCCAGAAGUCGCUCUAGGUCAGAAGAAAGAAAAGCGUCUGUGACGAAAAAAUCAACUGUGGCAAGCGUCAAUAAGGCUAAGCAAGACCAAAUGCAGUGGAAGAAAAAUACGUUUACAUCGAUUGGAGGUGAAGACGCGGAAAACGAAAAAGAGAAUGUAGGGCAAGAGACUUCUGAGAAGGAGAAGGAAAGCGCACCUGUGGCCGAAGAUGAUGAAACUAGACAGAAGCGACUAAAUGCGGAAGCGAAAAAGAAAGCAAGGCAGGAGUUCCGACGAAGACCUUGGCUUAAUCUUCCGGUUCCCGACAAACCAGAGGAAUCGAUCGUGCGGCGAGUGUUCGAAUUGUUUGGAGUGGUACGUCGACUAGAAAUCCCAGUGCUGAAACAACUGGACUCGAACAAAUCCGGUUUUAGGAAGGAGAAAAGGGACUCACAUGGAAUUGGAGUCUUCAACUUUGAGAACUUCGAGGCACAGUGCGAUGCUGCGGAUGUGACGACAUUCAAGACGUUCGAAGUGUACAUCCAGUAUGAGACUUAUUUGGGAUUCACCGUGUCGAUGAAUGCACUGAGAGGAAAGCGCCUCUACUACAAAGACAUAGAUGGCAGGACAUACAUUAACACAUUCAAAGUUGAUUUUGAUGGAACUGGGUACCUGUCGGAGCGAAAAAUACAGCAGCGAAAGCUAGAGCGGUUCAAGCAUCUUCAUAGAGAUGAGAUUUUCAACGAUAAGGAGCAGCGUGAUAAAAUCGCCAAGUACGAAAACCGACUGGGUGGGAAAGGAAGCCAAAUCAACUCAUAUGGACAAGAGUUUUCAUCGAGAACUAAAGUCGCACAUCGACCCAAGUCUUCAAGCCGAGUUAUGGAUGGGGUAAAGUCUCGAAGCAGGAAAAGUAAAAGCCGGAAGCGUCGCAGCGAAGACAGAGUCGAAUCGCAGCCUAAAAAAGAACGAAGAGAAAAAGUUGUAAUUGCGAUGCCUAAAACGCUUCCUAGAUCUGUUCUCUACGAGGUGUCUUUAAGUAGAACCCGAAUCCCGAAGUCUCUUUCGUCGGUGAUGGGACCCGCGCUUCCCGAAGAGCCGAAGCCACCUGCUGAGGAACGACAAGUGGUAAUGGCAAGACCCGGAGAACCGAAACCCCCAAAGCCAAAGAUUUCGAUUCUUUCGGAUUUGGACGAUAUUUCCAGUGAAGAGGAUGCUCCAGGGUUACAAACUAACACAGAGAUUGACCGGUUGUUGAAAGAGGCUCUGAAAGUGAGAAGCACUCGACGUCGACGUCUGGUGGUUCUGGAGUUGCUAAGACGGCUGCAGCUGGCCAAAGAAGCAAGGGUUCAAUUGGUGGCUAAGAGAAAAGCACAAGCAGUGAUUCUAGUGCAUGCAGUUUUUGAGAGAAUCAAGAAUGUGGAGACUGUGAUUCUGGACAGGAGAGUUGAGGCUGUGGAGGAGGUGAGGCUGAAGCAGAUAGAGGAGGAGCGCAUUUUUAAGGAGGAGUUGGCCCGCAAGGAAGCCCUGAGGGCACUCAGACACAAACAGAAGAUGCACUCCAAAGAAGUGAACAUGCGGGAGAAAAUCGUGAAACGUGCUAUGCGGAAGAAAGACAUGGAAGACUUGACUAAGAGAGAGCAGCUCCGGAAGCAGAUUGCCUCUCAGGCCGCCGCUUCCGGUGCGACGGGGGGUCCCGACAACCCGGUGCUGAAGUCCACUGCGAUGAGGGAGGCGAGACAUUCUGUGAGGAGACAUGGGUUCAAGCCAGACAAGUUGGGCCAGGAGGUAGACAAGGCUGUGGGUUACACUGCACCCGAGAACUACUCCCACUAUGUGGAAUACAUGAAAGAAAAACGACCCAACUUUGUUGGCUCCGCAGUUGUGUCUAAAUUUGUUCCCGAGGAGACACCGAAUAGAGUUGGACCUGUGAAAAGCCAGGUUAUUGUUCCGAGUCAAUGCCCAGUCCCAAAACCACUGGAAGAGAUUAUUCAGAGCAAGCAAUUCGAAACUGACUCGGAAAGCAGCUGUGACGAUGAGCAGCCGACGCUUUUAAACUCACAUGUAGUCACCAAAACCCUUCCACGUAGAAGAGCACCAAUUGAUUUGGACGACGAUUCCCUUUACAAAGUAGACGGAAAUAUUUCAGAAAAUAAAAUUGAAAACACAAGUUUGAAGUCAAAUGACCGAGCUAAUCGGAAGUUCACCGACGCCGACUUUAAAGUGCCAGAUGUUCCGCUGGCGUACAUGGAAAACCGCAGUAAUCCAGUGAAGAAGCCGCCUAAUAGAAAGUGGAAGAAACCAGAAAGUGCAGGCACUCAAAAACAAGGAAGUAAAUCGGGAUCUGAAACUGAAUCGGACAGUAGUUCGGAGGAGGAGAGUUCGAAUCCAGCCAGUUCUGAAGAAGAAGAGGAUUUUGAUGAAGUCACUCCGAGAAUAUUGGACGGUAAAAGUCCACCAAGUGCAAAUAAGCCUAAGUUGCCACAGAAUAAAUCAACACGCAGAAAUAAUACUGGCUCUGGUAGUUUGGAAAGUCAAUACUCGCUUGUGGAGCAGCGCGAAAAAAAUUCUGAAAUGCAGGUGCAAAAUGACGUUUUGACUCCAGGGGUGUCUUCAAGUAUCGACACUGGAACGGUUCGAGUAAAAUCAAAUGUUUCACCGUCCAAGCGCAGAAAUGCAGUCGCAGACAGUAUCAUGGGCUCGGCGAUUAAGAAAUCUAGGAAUAAAGCAACAACCGACUUGACCGCACCGCAAGAAGAUUCGGUCACUGACAGUUUAAGUGAAGGUGAAAUUUCGACGGAAGAUAAAGAGGGAAGACUCAACACGAGUAGCGAGGAAGACAACAACAGUUCUACUGAGUCAGGCGAAACGUCGUCGGGCUCAGAGUCGGAGGCGAACGAAGAGCUGGAAUCAAAACUCGAGUCUUCAAAAAACUCGGCUGAGGGCAGUCAAGACGAUUCUACGACAAAUAUUGUCAAUGAGGAAAUGGAAAAGAAUUCAAAUUGUGAUGAUGAUACAAACUCACAUCCGAUUAUCACAGAUACUACAACAGAAACUUUUCCAGUUGAUGGCAAUGGUUCUAAUUCUAUGGAAGAUAUCCCAGUUUUGCCACAAGAAGAGAAAGUAAAGUUCCCUCAAAAUCAUUCGGUAUCAGAAGAUGAGAACGAAACUGUCCAACCAAAAAUAGGCGAUGAUGUCGCGGAAUCUUCUAGAAUAGAAACUAGUACAGAUGUGAAAACUUUAGUCGUUGAACCGGCAGAGGGAGUGGCUGUUAAUUUGAGUGACAGCGAAGACGCAGAGGAUACAGAUGAAGAAUCUGAAGUCGACUCUUCGAGUGGCUCUGCCGAGUCUGAAGGUCGGUCAUCUGACUCUGAUGCUUCUGGGGAAGAGAAGUCAAAACCAGAUGAGAACUGACAAUAAUUGACGAAAAAAACUUAUGUCAAGGUCAAGAGGCUCAGAAUUUAAAAAUUUAAACAAUAGUUGUACCUUUUUUUGAAAAAUUUUAGCCCUCUUCCUAUUAUUCCUUCCAUUU
Molecule: messenger RNA, 4508 nt
Organism: Symsagittifera roscoffensis
Lineage: Eukaryota; Metazoa; Xenacoelomorpha; Acoela; Convolutidae
Exons: 9
Coding region: 5-4390 (1461 amino acids)
Source: RefSeq, a predicted model, not a curated record